CAUUGAUUUGGCAGUCAUGGUGCGAGCACUCCAAUCCGUGCGUCCGUUAUCGAUUCAAGUGUCAGGCAAAGUUAUUGCUACACCAUCGCCACUGCUUAGUCAACGACGCGCCUCCGACCGCCAUCAUGCGCACGCCGUGUAAAGUGCUCCUGGCCGUCGGGCUGGUGGUCGCGAUCGUGGCCGUGGCGCUCAUCGCCUACUUCGCUACCAAGGACGGCGACAGCCCCGGCCCCGCGACCACCCCCGCGACCGCCCCCACUUCCCCGCCAGUGCCCACCACGCCCCGCCCCCGCGGCCCCGUGGUCAAGGUGGAGCAGGGCCAGCUAGAGGGGGCGUAUGCCUGGACUCAGGGCACCGACCGUGUGCGUUACGCCUCGUUCCUGGGGGUGCCCUUCGCCCAGGCCCCCAUCGGCCAGCUGAGAUUCAAGGCCCCGAGGCCCCACCCGGGGUGGCAGGGGGUGCGGCCGGCUACGGAGGUUGCGCCGAAGUGCGCCCAGGGCAUGAACGGCGUCCUGGAGGGCAGCGAGGACUGCCUCUACCUGAACGUGUUCACCGCCAACUUGAACGAGGCGGCGAAAGCACCCGUGUUCGUGUUCAUCCACGGAGGCAUGUUCCUGGGAGGCUCCGCGGACCCGGCGCGCUUCGGGCCGGACUACUUGCUGCCGCACGGCGUCAUCGUGGUCACCGUGCAGUACCGGCUCGCCUCUCUCGGCCUCUUGAGUCUGGACACGGAGGGAAUUCCAGGGAACUGCGCGACCAAGGACAACAUCGCGGCCUUGCAGUGGGUCCACAACAACAUCGCGGCUUUCGGCGGCGACUCUGACAGAGUGACGAUCGGCGGCCAGUCGGCCGGCUCCGGGCUGGCGUCCUGGCUCACCAUGUUGCCGCAGACCAAGGGUCUUGUCCACGGCGCCAUCCUCAUGAGCGGCACCACCUUCCACAGCUGGGACUACAAGGAGUCGCAUGUGGCCACCGCCCUCAAGGUGGCCUCCAGCCUGGCCGGGCGGCCCGUCACCGACCUCCAGGACGCGGAGCGGUACUUGAUGGGGGCGAGCAUCGAGGAGCUGCACCGGCACGACGUGCUGGUGGGGGACGAGGAGAGGCAGUCGCAGCCCGAGCUGCCGUUCGUGCCCACGCCGGAGCGGCGGCCCGAGGUGCCCGGCGGGGAGCCGCGCGUCAUCACCAGGGACGCCGAGAGCUACUUCUACGACCCCGCCGCGCCGGCCAUCCCGUUCCUCAUCAGCAACACCAACGCGGAGUGGCGCUUCUACUACUACUCCAACAACCCCGAGUUGGAUCCGAAAGUCGACGAGGAGAUGGUCACCAAUCUGGCUCGCCACGUCCCGAAAAACCUUCUCCCAUUCCAAGACACGCGGAAAAUCCUGGGUCUGCCGGAGUCAACCGUUGACUACGACACAAUAAUCGAGGAAGUGAGGCAAGGCAUCCGAUCCGCCGUGACCCAGAACUGCGACCUGGGAUGCACCCUCAAGACGUACUUUGACAACAUCUGGGAAACUACGGACACACACCGCCUGGCCAUGUUCCGAGCCAAGCAAAACAAGGCGGACACUUUCCUCUUCAAGUUCAGCGUGCGGACGGAGUUGAACUCGCGCCUGGCCACCUCGGAGGACGUCAAGGACGUGGCGGUGCACUCGGACGACCUGCGCUACGUCAUGGCCAGUGCGACCCAGACGGAACCGAGCGCCGAGGCCGCCCUCGCCAUCAAGAGGAUGUCCACCAUGUGGGCAAACUUCAUCACGUACGGCAAGCCCAUCCCGGAGCCCGUGCCGGAACUGCUGCCGGUGAACUGGCCCCCGAACACCUCCGCCGACAACGACGUCACGUACUUGGAGCUCAAGGCUGACGGAUUCACCCUCCACGCCGACAGCUUCAGCGGCCCCAUGAUCCAGUUCUGGCGGGACCUGUACACCAAGUACAGAGCGGCGGCUCCGGCUCCGGCGCCCUCCGUGGGGCGGUCGGUGCGUGCGCCGGGCCGGGCGCGUGGUCUAUAGUCAGGCUCGCAUUGGCAGGCAAGGACCCGAAGCCGGAGCACCGAGUCGGCCAGAUGGAACAAAAGCUACGACAAAAUCACUGUCAUGUUGCAGUUGGGUUGGACGGUUCGGCACAGCGCGGCCUGCGGUAUGCCGCAUGUAUGUGGGGUGUGAGGCCCUCGAUUGAGCACGUUUUGGUGUUGCUGCACUUGUUGUUUCCCUUUGUUGUUGUUUUAAUGUUGGUCUAAAAUUUUAGACAUGGGUUUAAAGAAUAGAAAGAAAGUAGAUAAUCACAACUUUAA
Molecule: messenger RNA, 2293 nt
Organism: Thrips palmi
Lineage: Eukaryota; Metazoa; Arthropoda; Insecta; Thysanoptera; Thripidae
Product: juvenile hormone esterase-like
Exons: 10
Coding region: 126-2012 (628 amino acids)
Source: RefSeq, a predicted model, not a curated record